GACAAGUGUUAGUAGAGGUCAUUGUCCUCACAAUUCAAUGCAAUACACAUUGUGUUAUACAAUACAUCAAUACAUUGUAUGCAUUACUACAGUAUAUGUGUUAUAUAAUAGUAUUGCAGAUUCACUAUUAAUACCCCUUCACUGAAAUACACGUUUAAAUUACACUUAAUUGUUGCCAUUAAUAGUGGACACCAUUUGGCCACCAAUUGAUCCAAUCUAUGAUUGAAUGAACAAAACAUUUCUAAUAUAAGUUGAAUACAAAUCAUAAGACAUAUUGUCAUUCAAAGCCAGAACUGAUCGCAAGAAUCCAUAAUUUCCGGUAUAUAUUUGAUGGACAUAUGGUUUGAAUAGACCUGUGAUUCACAUAUUAAGACACACUGUAUAUGAGUCGAUGAAAUAUAGUCAGCUAUCCAUACCAUUCAAACUCCAAUUCUGUCCCAUUUCUCUACAUCUGUGUGUUUUCCUGUUUUCAUACAAUGAUUGGCUUCCAGUGUUCAGCGACUAUAAGCCAGCCCUGUAUCGGCCGAACAUUGUUCCCGUCGGCGCCGACACACCAGCCCUCCAAUGGCUUUCACACCCGACCCGCCAUUCCGUCGUCCAAUUUAGUCGAGUACUUCCCCGUCAACGGAGAUGGACUGCGGCUGAGUUGGGCCCACGCGGCCAACACCAGAUCCAAACUCACACAAGCUCUCAGAGGCGAUGAACUCAUGAUUGAAGCCGAUGUGAGUCUGGCCGAGACGACCCGUUAUCCGGUGCCGAUUAUGGCUCACCCGCCUCUCAACAUGAGUGACAUGACUUUGGAGGACUGGUUGGUAGAAGUGGUUCGAUCUAAUUCUGGCAAAGGAAUCAAAUUGGACUUUAAGACCACCCGAGUUGUGGAGCCGGCCUUUCGAGUGCUCGCCCGACACGUCGACUAUAUUAAAGGGCCCAUCAUUUUGAACGCCGAUAUAUUGCCAGGUCCCAAUAAGCCGACCACCAGUCCAGUCGAUAUCUGGACUUUUCUGAUUUUGUGCAAAACUCGAUUCCCGAAAGCAAUCAUUUCGAUCGGUUGGACAACACUUGUGGACGAGAUGUCCGUAAAGACCGGUUACACUCGAGAUAUGGUGGACCACAUGGCCUCUCUCGUCAAGGAAUACAAUUUAUCCCAACCGUUGACUUUCGCUGUGAACGCAUCGCUUCUGAAAUAUUCAAUUUGCGAACUCCAAAGACUGCUCUUUCAGGUGCCGAAUAGCACAUUGACUGUGUGGGCACAUCCGCACGAGUUUGAGUCUAACCUGACUUUACACGACUUGAUGCUAAUUCGCAAAUCAUUUUCUAUGAGUUCCGUCUUUUACGACAUGCCAUCAGAUAUAUUGAAUCAGUUGAGAGUCGAGAUCUACAACAACUGAAUGUUCACCACUGAAGCCAUCAUUUAAUGCGAAAUCGAUGUGCGUUUCUCUCACUUGGCUUUCGACUCAUUCAUAAAUAAAUAGAGUUUAAUAUUAAUUAUAUUAUAUAUUAUGUGCGAAAUAAUGCAUUAUUUUAAUUGCAUUUAAUAUUAUUUUGAUGGUUGUGUUCAAUAGGAAUACUAUAGACCAGAAUAUAUAUAUAAGAAUGAGAGUGUAUGAGGGAGAGAGAGAGAGAGAGAGAGGGGGGAGAGUAGCGAAUUCCGCAUAACAGUGAGAUAUGGCUGUAAUAAGUUUCCAAUUGUGAUAUAAAAGAGUUAUAACGGUAUUCGCUAUUUGUGUGAAUGAAUGUAUGUUUUAGUUAUAUAUUCGCUUAAAUCGAGGCUAAAGAAAAUGCAAAUAUAUUUUGUUGAACACGUAUUGACCAUAAGAAAUGAUACAAUAAUUACUAGUCGUAUAAUUAUUAAUAUAUAAUUUUGCACCAAUUUUUUUUAGUCAUUAGUGAUUUAUUAUUUGUUAGAUAUUACCCCACAAAUAGCGCAACAAUUUGUCUAUUAAUAUUUUACAGUGUU
Messenger RNA from Medioppia subpectinata, 1957 nucleotides. The record is from the annotation of a GenBank genome assembly. Lineage: Eukaryota; Metazoa; Arthropoda; Arachnida; Sarcoptiformes; Oppiidae.